Molecule: messenger RNA, 1335 nt
Organism: Panicum virgatum (switchgrass)
Lineage: Eukaryota; Viridiplantae; Streptophyta; Magnoliopsida; Poales; Poaceae
Exons: 3
Coding region: 690-1256 (188 amino acids)
Source: RefSeq, a predicted model, not a curated record
AUGACCCGCUGAUGGCUCGGAUGCCAAGUCCACGACCCUCCGAUGACCCUGGCACUGAGGCCGGUCUUCGUUCACCCUGGAUCUCUUGCUCCGCCGCCGGGCGCCGCAACCCAAACCUGCUCCGCGCACCCGCUCGCGCGCCAAAUCCCGCCACCGCUCGCGCACCCGCUCGCCUGCCAAAUCCCGCCGCCGCUCGCGCACCCGCUCGGGCGCCAAAUCCCGCCGCCGCUCCCAGGCUUGGCUCCCGCGCUCGCGCGCCAAGCCCCUGCCACCGCCAAAUCCCUCUGCCGCGCUCGCGCCGCUUCCAAUUUCCCUAUGCCGCUCCAAAUUCCCCCUGCGUCGCUCCCAAUCCCCCCUGCGCCUAUAUCAUCUGCUGCGACCGCCGGUCGAUUUCCGUUUCCCCAAGCUCCCGCACCCAAAUCCCUCUGCCGAACAUCUGCUCGUCGAGAAGGAAGGCCACCGGUGUCGACCAGGAACAUGUCCCGGCGGGGGAAGUCUUUGCCCAAGCUCGACGGGGUCCCGGCGAAGCGCAGCCGCGGCACAUCCUCUUCUCCAACCAACACAAUUCCUCCGGCACCACAACUGCAGACUGCAUCGCCAACCCCAGCACCAACUGGUCGAUCUUGGCCCGGAUGUGGAGUUGGAAGCGGUCCUAGUUCUUCUUCUCCUGGAAACGAAGUGCCAAAUCCAUGGGGUGGUGUGCAUCUGUUGCUCAGUCUGAGAAAGAGAAAUCGAAGAGCGCACAUGUUGACAUUAGUGAUGACACCGAAGAACGUCCUAUUGGCAAAGCAGCAGCGAAGACAGAACGCAAAGGGAAGCGGAAGGCGGAACAAGUUAUGGAUGGCAUUGUCCUCCUUGGAGAUAACAUAACCAAAAUAAUUGAAGUAACAGAAGAGCGUAAGAAGGAGCGUGAGAAGGUGACAGAGGCGCAACUUGAGAUCUCAAGGCUUAACCUGCAGGCUGCACAGGAGCAAAAGGAAGCAAAGUUGAUUGAAGCUUACAAUUAUUUGCUGGUUCGAGACACAAGUAAUAUGUCUGAAGAGGCGAAGGCUAGCCGAGAGAAGACAUUGCAGAAGAUGGAGAAGAAGCUAUUUGGGGUAUUUGACUGGAGAGAAAAAGGUGGUGGCUUUGCUGGUGGCCUGUGUGCGAGCCUAAUUUCAGCAGAAGGAUUUGCAUUUGAACUGUUAUUUUGGUGCCUUCACCAGUGUGGAGAAAUUGAAACAAUAUUUAUCUAUAUUUUCAUUUUAUUGCUGUGAUCCAAUAUAUUUUUGAAUGCUGAUGGCUUGCAUGUGAAACUGGUCUAUAAUAUCAUGUGAAACUGAUUCAUUUUGCUUA